Sorghum bicolor (sorghum) is the source of this 1053-nucleotide messenger RNA. RefSeq names its product transcription repressor OFP8. NCBI's taxonomy places the organism in Eukaryota, Viridiplantae, Streptophyta, Magnoliopsida, Poales, Poaceae. Gene Ontology annotation, biological process: negative regulation of DNA-templated transcription. The record is from RefSeq and is a predicted model, not a curated record. Bases 72 to 761 code for a protein of 229 amino acids. The transcript has a single exon.
GACUGAUCGAGUGAUCUUGCUUGCAUUGCGAGCGUGCACUAGCAGAGCAAGGCACUAGCCUAGCCACCACCAUGUCGCUGGCAGGUGGUGGUUGGAGUCGGCGGGGUGGCGGCGGCAGCAGGUUCGAGCAGCCUCCGCCCGUGGUGGUGGUGGACGUCGGCUGCAACUGCCGCGCGCCGAGGCUGCUCAGCUCCUUCAUCUCCUCGCUCAAGUCCCACGCGCGCGGCGUCGUCGGCAAGCCCAAGUCGUCUCCGCACGUCUCGUCGUCGUCUUUCUGGUCGUCAUCUGCUACCACGGGCUUCACGUCGUCCACCUCCAUCACCACCGCCACGACGACCUUGUCGUCGCUAGACCACCACCACCCGUCGUGCGGCCCAGCGACGUACGCCGCAAACGCCAACGUCUACGAGGUCGACGACGAUGCUGACCACGCAACGCGUCAGAGGCGGCGGCGGCGGCUGAGGAGGAGGAGGAGGAGCACGAGCACGAGCACGUGCGGGAGAGCGGCGGCGCUGGGGGAGGAGACGGCGGUGGCGGUGGCGGUGGAGGUGGAGUCCGCGGCGCCGUACGAGGACUUCCGCGAGUCGAUGGUGGCGAUGGUGACGGAGAAGGAGAUGUACGCGUGGGAGGACCUGAACGCGUUGCUGCAGCAGUUUCUGGCACUCAACUCGCCGCGCCACCACCCGCACAUCCUCACCGCCUUCGCCGACCUCUGGGCACCCCGCGGAGGCCCCUUCUGCCCUCCGUCCCCGUGCCUCUGAACGUCUCGCACCAAGCCAAUGUUCGUCGACGUUCGUCGCCUCGUAGGCCUGCAACUGCAAAGCUAGUCCGCGGGAGAUGUUGAUAUUAUUGGCAUUGCACUGUAACGCGUAUGUGCUGGUUAUAAUAAGACAGUGCUAUAAUAAUCUACUAGCGUGCAUGCGAUGGUGAUGGUAGUCUCUUAUCUAAUCCAAGGUGGUGCAGUAGUGGUAUUAGGGCGUGAUGCAGGUAUUUGUGCAACGAUUUUAUAAUUUUAUUAACUUUUUUCUACAUUAACUUUGUACUCCCUUUAAG